AUGGUGUCAUUUCGAGUUUCAGAAGAUUUUGGGAAGAAGCCUCUACAAUAUGUUUUAGGUUUGGCUUCAUCUUUAUCGUUCGAGCGAGAUUUGAUAGGAGUACAUUUUAACCCAGCAGCAGCUCCUCUUCCUAGUUUAAUUCGUCAAUACAGGGAGAACUAUCCCAGCGAAUUCAAGAAUCUAGAUGAUGAGAUAUGGAGGCAUUACGAAUUAAACAGACAGACCGAGGAAGUCUACCAAUGGAAAAUGGAAGUGCGAAAUAUUCUCUUAACAGAGUUUCGACCGGCAUUCCCCUAUCAGGCCAUAGAGUUGUUCGCUGUAGGAUCGACAGUUAAUGGUUGUGGAAGUUAUAAUUCAGAUAUGGAUUUAUGUCUAUGCAUACCAAUGGGUCCUGAAAAUCUCUAUUCUUCGGAAAGAAUGUAA
Molecule: messenger RNA, 423 nt
Organism: Strongylus vulgaris
Lineage: Eukaryota; Metazoa; Nematoda; Chromadorea; Rhabditida; Strongylidae
Source: the annotation of a GenBank genome assembly